Messenger RNA from Arabidopsis arenosa, 1070 nucleotides. NCBI's taxonomy places the organism in Eukaryota, Viridiplantae, Streptophyta, Magnoliopsida, Brassicales, Brassicaceae. The record is from the annotation of a GenBank genome assembly.
ACUCAAACUUCAAUUCAUAUAAACUAACUUCGCUGGAUAAAUGGCAUCGGUUUACUCCACCCUAACCUACUGGCUCGUCCACCACCCCUACAUCGCCAACUUCACAUGGACCGAAGGUGAAACGCUAGGCUCCACGGUCUUCUUUGUCUUCGUUGUCGUCUCCGUUUACCUCUCCACAACAUUCCUCCUCCGAUACACCAUCGAUUCACUCCCCACACUCGUUCCCCGCAUUCUCAAACCAAUCACAGCCGUUCACAGCCUCAUCCUCUUCCUCAUCUCCUUAGCCAUGGCCGUUGGUUGCACUCUCUCCCUAAUAUCGUCUCAAGAUCCCAAGGCCAGCGUCUUCCACGCGAUUUGUUUACCCGUCGACGUGAAACCUAGCGGACCGCUUUUCUUCUGGGCUCAAGUCUUUUACCUCUCCAAGAUCCUCGAGUUCGUAGACACACUUCUCAUCAUACUCAACAAAUCAAUCCACCGGCUCUCGUUUCUCCACGUCUACCACCAUGCAACAGUUGUGAUCAUGUGCUACCUCUGGUUACGAACACGCCAAUCUAUGUUUCCUGUUGGUAUCGUGAUGAACUCGACGGUCCACGUCAUCAUGUACGGUUACUACUUCCUAUGUGCCGUUGGAUCGAGGCCCAAGUGGAAGAAGUUGGUGACGAAUGUUCAGAUUGUUCAGUUUGUUGUCGGCUUGGGGUUAGGAUCCGGCGCUAUGCUCCAGCAUUAUUUCGGGUCGGGUUGCUCCGGGGUUUGGGCACUUUAUUUCAAUGGUGUGUUUAAUGCUUCUCUAUUGGCUCUCUUCUACAACUUCCAUUCCAAGAACUACGUGAAGACAACUACAACCUCGAGUAUGUAUAAGAUUGAAUCAUUUAUAUUUAUAAACGGAGAGAGGUGGGCAAAGAAAGCGAUUAGAUUAUUUUCCAAGAAAAAUGAUUAAAUUGUCUUGAGUUGUUGAAUAUUAUAUAUGUUGUUUGGAUCUGUACGUUGAUGUGUUGUUACUGUAAAAUGUUUGGAAUAGUUAGUUUGAAAUUGUUUUAUGUAUUAUAUAUGAAUAAGAUGACAAAAGGUAU